AUGGCCCUACGCCCCUUGGACGCUAGGUUCCCUGCAAACAAAACUCAUUUUUGUUUUCAAGAAAAUAAGAGUUACAUUGCCAGGAUUGUGCAGACACAGUAUCCUCUCUCAGUUGACAAAGUGAAGACAGCGAUGCAGAAGGAGCCUAGCACACUAGUGCCCAUCCACUGGCUUGGCUUUGGCUAUGCAGCACUGGUUGCCUCUGGUGGGAUCAUUGGCUAUGCAAAAGCAGGUAGCGUCCCAUCGCUGGCUGCCGGGCUCUUCUUCGGGGGAUUAGCAGGCCUGGGUGCUUACCAGCUUUCUCAGGAUCCCAGGAACAUUUGGGUUUUCCUAGCUACAUCUGGGACCUUGGCUGGCAUCAUGGGAAUGAGAUUCUAUAACUCUGGAAAAUUUAUGCCUGCAGGCUUAAUUGCAGGUGCCAGUUUGCUGAUGGUUGCCAAACUUGGGAUUAGUGUGUUAAGUACCUCCCACAAAUCCUAG
Molecule: messenger RNA, 480 nt
Organism: Elephantulus edwardii (Cape elephant shrew)
Lineage: Eukaryota; Metazoa; Chordata; Mammalia; Macroscelidea; Macroscelididae
Gene: TMEM14C
Product: transmembrane protein 14C
Exons: 7
Coding region: 1-480 (159 amino acids)
Biological process (GO): regulation of heme biosynthetic process
Cellular component (GO): mitochondrial membrane
Source: RefSeq, a predicted model, not a curated record